Messenger RNA from Plasmodium gonderi, 2940 nucleotides. RefSeq lists its product as hypothetical. The record is from RefSeq and is a predicted model, not a curated record. The transcript has a single exon. NCBI's taxonomy places the organism in Eukaryota, Apicomplexa, Aconoidasida, Haemosporida, Plasmodiidae. The coding region runs from base 1 to 2940 and encodes 979 amino acids.
AUGAAUCAGGUGUCAGUUAAGUCGAAAUUGAAAACUACCGAAUUUAUUAGCAGCCAGAAUAGGGGGGUAAGGUUUAUGAACAAGGAUAAAAACCACCUGAGCACAGUCAGCAAAAAUGUGGCCUAUAAUGAAGGGGAGAAUGUGACAACAGGUGCAAAUUCGCACAAUCCGACUUUUACACACAAAAUUGCAUUCGCAAAGAAUUCCCAUUUGAAACCGAGAACGAAUAAUCACCCAUUUAAGCAUACACCAAAAAGUAGCCUCAAGAACAAUCAAAAGGGUUCAUACAAUGUUUCACGCGUAGAUUUUUCUAAAUUCAAUCAUAAUGCCAAUAGUAAACAUGAUAAUAUAAAUAAUAGUAAUGAAGAUGAUAAUAAUAACGGAGGGUCAAGAGUGGGGGGAAAAAAAACACCUCACCUGAAUGCAACAAACUUUACAAACGAGGAUUCACGAAAAUCUUAUUUGAAUAGGUUAAUGGCGCGAAAUCAGAGAAGUUCGAAUAAAUAUUACAACUCUAAUAUGAACGUUCAUACAAAUCUGAAUGCGAGUGGGGAAAAUGGGAAUCUUCGAGCUAUUGCAAAUAGUGCUGCGGCAAACGACGACAGUAAUAGUAAUAACAUUAACAACGGUAAUAACAAUAGAAAUGGUAAUAACAUUAACAACGGUAAUAACAAUAGAAAUGGUAAUAACAUUAACAAUAGUAAUAACAAUAGAAAUAGUAAUAACAUUAACAACAGUAAUAGUAAUAACCAUAAGAACAGUCAGCAAAGGUUGUGUAAUCAGCCAUACAAUUAUGAAAGUGAGGAAAUUCUUAAUCAUGAAUAUGAGAAUGCACACAAGUCAGAAGAGUUCAUCUAUUCGUAUGCCUCUCCCAUAAAGAGAAAAUAUGAUGCCAUAGAAAAAAAUAUAAAUAAAGGAAUUGUACCCCGAGAAGGAGGAGGAGGAGGAGGAGGGGGACGUCAUAUAGGUGAAAACGGAAGUGAUCCCGAUAAUCAUAAUGUCAAAGUUCCAGUUAGAGAAUAUGAAAAUGGAAGAAGGGAGACUAAAAUACAGAACAAACGAUUUGUCCCAAGGGGCUAUCGACAUGAUAAUAGCAAUUUGCAAUAUGGCAAUCAUUUUAAUAUGAUGGAUACAUCAAAUGGCGCGAAUGAAAAAACAAAUUGUUAUGGAAAUAUGAUUCUUCAUUCUAAUGAAAAUAUUCUAAGCAGCAACCAUACAACAGGAGGUGGGGUGGGAUUAGCACGUGUCAGUCUUGCAAAUCUGAACAGUAGUAAUAGUAACCUCUAUGGAAUUAAUCAAGAGGAUACAAUGAUGAGCAGGAUGAUCCAACCACAAAGUGGGGUAGAAGUGGUGGGUUCAGGGAAUACGAUGAAUAAUGGGGUUGUCGAGAUUAAAAAAGGUGUGAACGGGUCGAAUUGGGCGAAGGGAGCUAACAAUGCAAUAGAUGCAAUUGAUGGAAUUGAGGCUGACGAGAUGGACCAGAUGGACCAGAUUGAUGAGACCGACAUGACUAAGAGAAUGAAUAGGGCGAGUGUGGCAAAUGUUAUGAUGGGGGAGAAUUGUGAAGAUAACCUAAGAGUCAGUGUGGCAGAAAAGAAUUACAAAAACAUUGAAAGGCAGAAAAGAAAUGAGAAUAACACACUUGUAGCCCCAAACCAAAAUUACCAACAUCAGAAUUUUAAUAAUUCGUUGUAUUACCUGAGAGAUUCCACAAGAUUUAAUAGAAGAAGUAUUAGGAACACAAAUUAUAUAACAGACACAAAUAGCGAAAAAAUGAUGAAUAAUACAAUGAGUAAUCACAAUGAUUUGUUUCACUCAUGUACAUUUGAAAAACAUAGUGAGGAAAAUUUUAAUUCCUAUGUAAAAAAAAAAAAAUCCGAUAUAAGAAAUGGUAGCACCAUGAGUAGUCUUAUGUAUAAUUUAGAUAAAGAGAGCUUGGUAUAUAACAAUGCGACUCGUUAUAUAGCAUCAAACAGUUCCUCCAAAUUUAGUAGAUUAUUGAAGAAUAAUUUUAUAGAAUCAAAGAAAGCAGAUUUGUGUAAUUUCUCCAUUCCUGUUCCUUAUUUAGAGGGACAAAAAUUCGCUAGUAGUAGUAACAAUGGUGUGAGUUGUUUCGAAAGGAUGAUGGGAAGUAAGAUGCCAAUAGGUAUGAACGAAAGUGAAGCGAGAAAUAUGAGAUCCUUAAAUUUACAGAAAGAAGAUAUUUUAGAAAGUAACAUAGAUGAUAGCGAACAUAACUUUUAUAGAAAAAUUGUUCAUAAUAUAACGAAUUGCAAUAAUGAUGCAAAUGAUAUCGAUGUUCUUUACAAAAAUGUUAUAAACAUAAAUAAUUAUGCAUUAAAUUUUGAUAAAGAAAAUGAAUACAUAAGCGAAAUUGUAAAUAUAACAAAUAGCAUUAAUGAGAAUGUGAGAAAUAUACAACAAAUCGUUUUAAAUAAAAAAAAAGUUAUUCAAGACAAAAGGAAUUUAAUUAAUGAAGAAUAUGAAAUAAUUUCACAGAAAUUGAAAGAAUGUGAAUCCAUAUUUUGUGAUUCUGAUGGUAAUACAAACGGAGAAAAGAAAUUAAAAGUUUUUUAUGAAAUUGAUGAAAAAAAAAAUAUCCUUAAAAAUAAAUAUGAGGUAAAAAAAAUGCUAUUAAAGAAGGCAGAAUACAAAAUUGAAAAAUUACAAGAAUACACAGAUGCAGUUAAGUUAAAAACGUUAGCCAUUUCUGAAAGAUACAAAAAAACUUUUCUACUUAUUGAGGAACUUUUUAGACUUAAAAUCAUCAAGGAUAAUGAGAAUGAGCUAGAAGUGUGUCUCAUUCCUAAGAAUACAAAAAUGAAUAUGUGGCAUAAACUACAACUGGAUAAGAGAGAGAUGACACCUGAUACAUGUGAUUACCUUUGGAAUCAGAUAGAGUCCUUUGUGGACAAGGAUGCCCUCAGUAAUUAUCUAUAG